UCAAUUUGUUCUUUUGUUGACUACUGAAUGGUAACUUAUUCUGAUUUUUCUUUAGGAAAACUAAACUUUAACUUAUAUAAUCAUUACUUACAAUCAACAACAGAAGUAUUUUAAUUGUUCACAAAUGAUAUAUCAAACUGUUCUUCAGUUAGGUGGACUGGAUAAUGUUUAACUUUGUCUUUAUCUACUCAUGUACUCAGAAAUAAAAGUUCUGCUGAAAGACACUAGUGCUAGGAAUUUCAAAAGUUCAGUGCAAAUGAGCAGAUUAGUUCAGAAAUUUGAGGAAAGUUAUGGCUUCAUCAACUGAUCGAUCGUUUAAAGUGGAGACAACUAAGGCUAUAUUAAAGCACUUUUUCCGUGGAGAUAAAACAAAACUGAUGGAAGAAGCAGGUCAGCUGGUUGCAGAAGUUGCAAGCCUGGCUGUAGUGGAGGCAACACUACGAGCGGGAAAACAAGCCAAGACCGAAGGAUCCACAGUUAUACAGGCCGAACAUGUUGAAAAAGUUCUUCCCCAGCUGAUUACAGACCUUUAAAUGGAUUUCUUCUUCUUCAUUAAUUGGAUACUAAUUUCAUCCAAACAAAGUUGUUGUCUCAAUCCAG
Molecule: messenger RNA, 600 nt
Organism: Macrosteles quadrilineatus (aster leafhopper)
Lineage: Eukaryota; Metazoa; Arthropoda; Insecta; Hemiptera; Cicadellidae
Product: centromere protein X-like
Exons: 5
Coding region: 291-533 (80 amino acids)
Biological process (GO): resolution of meiotic recombination intermediates; DNA repair; replication fork processing
Cellular component (GO): FANCM-MHF complex; Fanconi anaemia nuclear complex
Molecular function (GO): protein heterodimerization activity
Source: RefSeq, a predicted model, not a curated record